Molecule: messenger RNA, 6386 nt
Organism: Myxocyprinus asiaticus (Chinese sucker)
Lineage: Eukaryota; Metazoa; Chordata; Actinopteri; Cypriniformes; Catostomidae
Product: gastrula zinc finger protein XlCGF26.1-like
Exons: 4
Coding region: 123-1346 (407 amino acids)
Biological process (GO): regulation of transcription by RNA polymerase II
Cellular component (GO): nucleus
Molecular function (GO): DNA-binding transcription activator activity, RNA polymerase II-specific; RNA polymerase II cis-regulatory region sequence-specific DNA binding
Source: RefSeq, a predicted model, not a curated record
AAGAAGAAGAAGAAUCGGCGUUUCUGUUUCAGGAGGUUCCGCUGAGAUCAGAAAAUAAAUAAAUAAAUAAAUAAAUAAGACACGGAGCUGCACGUGAUGAAACUGGAUGAAAUCUGCCUGACAUGCUACUGAAGAUGGAGUUUAUUAAAGAGGAGUUUAAAGAGGAGAGUGAAGACGUCAGUAUUUCAGAACCAUUCAGACUGAAGAAUGAAGAUACUGAGGAACAAAGAGAAGAGAGAAAUUCAUACAGGCUUGAGGUGCUGUUGGAAGUGAAAGAGGAAAUUAAAGCUCAGAAUGAAGUGGAGGAGAAACAUCAGACACCUGAUCAUUUCUUAAGUGGUGAUGAAUCUUUCAAUGGCUUACAGACAGAAAAUAAAUUCUCACUUAAGAGGACUCGAAGAACAAAAACAGCAAAUUCUUUCUCCUGCCCUCAGUGUGGAAAGAGUUUCAGACAUAAAGGAAACCUUAAUAUCCACAUCAGAAUUCACUCUGGAGAGAAGCCUUUUACGUGCACCCAGUGUGGAAAGAGUUUUGCACACAAAAGAAGUCUGAAAGAGCACAUGAAAAUUCACACCGGAGAGACCCCAUACACAUGCAUUCAUUGUGGAAAGAGUUGUAUACAAAAAGGAAGCCUUAAUAUCCACAUGAGAAUUCACACAGGAGAGAAGCCGUUCACCUGCCAUCAGUGUGGAAGGAAUUUCAUAGACAAAAAUGCCCUUAAGGAUCACAUGAGUAUUCACACUGGCGAGAGGCCUUUCACAUGCUUUCAGUGUGGAAAGAGUUUCAGACUUAAAAGAAACCUUAAUAUCCACAUAAGAAUUCACACUGGAGAGAAGUCUUACAUAUGUCCUCAGUGUGGAAAGAGUUUCAGACAUAAAAGAAGCCUCAACAUUCACAUCGGAAUUCACAGCGGAGAGAAGCCUUACAAAUGUCCCCAUUGUGGAAAAAGUUUCUUAAUAAAAGGGAGUCUUAAAAGGCACAUUAGAGUUCAUACUGGAGAGAAACCUUUUGCAUGUCUUCAGUGCGGAAAGAAUCUCUCAGACAAAGCAAGCCUUAAGGAUCACAUGAGAAUUCACACUGGCGAGAAGCCUUUUUCAUGUCUUCAGUGUGGAAAAAGUUUCACAAUUAAAACAACCCUAAGAACUCAUAUGAAAUGUCAUUCAGGAGAGAAAUUACACCACUGUUCUCAGUGUGGCAAGAGUUUUUCACAGCUGACCAAUUUAAAACAACACCAGAAAAUACAUACUGUUGUAAAAGCUCAUGUGUGCUCAGAGUGUGGUAAAGCCUUUGUCCGUACCGGCAACUUGAAACGGCACCAAAGGAUUCAUGCGGGAGAAAAUCGUUAAUUGUUCACAUUGUGACAAUAGAUUGGCUUAUCCAAGACUCCUUAAGUCUUGUGCUGUAAGUUGAUUACAAUUUUUAAUCACAGAUUUUGAUAAUGGUGAAAUAUGACUAAUAUAUAUAUACAUAUAUAUACAUACACACACAGUACUGUGCAGAAGUCUAAGGCACAUAAGAUGUUUCACAAAAACAUUUGUCUUAAGAUGGUUAUUUAUAUCUUUAGCUUUAGUGUGUCAUUAGAAAAAAUACAUUUUAGACUCCCAAACAUUACUUUUGCAAAUAGAAUAGAAUAGAAGAACAGAGAGCCCUUCAAAGGAUGGCAUGGUCCCCACAAAGCCCCCUACUGAAGAUUGAGUCAGUCUGGGAUUACAAGAAGAGACAGAAGCAAUUGAGACAGAUGAAAUUGAUAGAAGAACUGUGGCAAAUUCUCCAAGAAGCUUGGAACAUCCUAUCUGGUAAUAAUCAAGAAAAACUGUAUCCAGGUGUACCUAAGAGAAUUGGUGCUGUUUUGAAGGCAAAGUUGGUCACACAAAAUAUUGAUUUAGCUUUUUUUAGGUUUACUGGACUUUGUAUGAUGUUAAUUGAUAAAUGAAAACUAUUUAUGGCAUUAUUUUUAGACAUCCUCACUAUGCAAAAUUUUUCCCAAGUGCCUAAAACUUUUGCACAGUGCUGUGUGUGUGUAUGUGUAUGUAUGUAUAUAUAUAUAUAUAUAUAUAUACACAUACACUUCUUUUCCUGUCAAAAUGCAUUUCUUUCUUUCUUAAGGAGGAAAACAAAAUAUGUAACAAUAAUGCUUUAUUAACAUUUUCCAAGAAAAGCCUUCCACAGAAUUAAGAUAGCAAUGCACUAAAAUAGCACCAAUUCAAGUAACUUGAACAAGUCUAAUUGGGAGGUUGACGAAUUGAAAGAACUAGUCUACCCAUAGGUUGCAUAUUCAUUACAAUGGGUAUUAAAUCUCUUAAAAUCCACAAGAUUAAUCAGCAGGCAGACUGUGGCUAUCCGCUUUGUUACAGCAGUCGUGAAGCCGCGUUCAUGAUAUGCGUCUGCACCAGGGUUAAGCGCUGCUUUGAAAUCCACAUGAAAAGCGUUUGCAGACAAAAAAUGUCUCAUUCUGUAUUUUGGUGAUAGUUAAGACUUGACAUGCUUGUGUGGUCAUUAAAAUGUGCCUUAGGCUGAAAAAUACUUGAUUUCUGUCACAAGUUCCAUCUAGGCUUGUUUUGUAUAACAAAUAACGUUAAGAGCUCCUUUCCCCAUCACUUUAUCACUGAAACUAAUUCGCUACUCUGUUCGCGUUAUGUCACAACUACUGAAGCAAGUGUAUAAGCUUUAAGGCACAAAUGACAUAAGGACUACCCCUAUCACCGCAGACUGACGGGCUAACUGAGCGGUUUAUCCAAACAAUGAAACUAAUGCUAGUGCUAAACAUAAGUUUGUCUCCCAGACAGGCACUGAUUUGGACCAGUGGCCCCUGUAUCUGCAUCCACUAUGUCUAUUUAGAUUACACUUUUAGGUAAUCUAAUCAGAUUAAUUUUGGAUUACUCAUUGGAUGUUUUGAUAAAUCUGAUCAUUAAUUUGAAGUGUAUUAUAUACCAAAUAUAUUAACUUUUCUAUAAACAUAAGUAAACAUGAAAUCCGAUAGCAACUCGCUAUUUUUCAAUUGUGUAAAACAAAAGGUACUUAAAGGGUCAUGAAAAACAAACACUAUAUUACCCUAGAGGGAAGACAAUGACUACAUUUACAUGCACAUCAAUAUUCAUUUUUUUUAAUCAGAAUAUGGCUACAUUAACUUUGCUGAUGCUUCAUGUUUACAGUGAGCCAUUCUGUGCUGUCCAAGUGAGACAGUCUGGACCAUCCAUGAUAAAAACCUAUGAGGUUUUUGUAGAAAUUGCUGGGCAGCUUUUACAGGAACCUCAAUGGCAGUCAUAAGAUGGAGCUUUGUGUAGCCAUAUCAGGAACCUCUGGAAUGGCUUUAUAGGAACCUCUGGGGAGGCCAUGAUAAGAAUAUAUGGGUCAGCCUUACAGGAACCUUUGGGUCAGCUAUGACAGGAACCUCUGUGGUGGCCAUGACUCUCUGGGCAGCCGUAAUAGUAUGCUCUUGGUUAGCCAUCACAGGAUACUUUGGUACAGCCAUGGCAGAAACAUUUGGGGCAGCCAUAAUAGGAACCUAUGGAUCCGACAUUACAGAAACCUUUAGAGAAGUUGUGACAGUAACCUCUGGGCAUCCGUAGCAAGAAGCUUUGUGUGGCUGUAACAGUAAGCACUUGGGCAGCCAUCACAGGAAACUUUGGGGCAGCCUUGGGAGGAACCUCUGAGUGGCCAGGACAGGAACAUCAGGGUGGCUGUGACGGUAUUUUCUGGUGCAGCCAUGGGAGGAACCUCUUGGCCAUGAAAGGAACAUUAGUGCAUCUGUGGCAGGAACCUUUGGGGCAGCCAUUAUAGGAACCACUGUCCUGGCCAUAAUUAAAACAUAGAAUUUUACAGAAUCAACUGGGCAGCUUUUGCAGGAACCUCAAAGGCAGCCAUGGCAGGGAGAUUUGUGUGGCCAUGGCAGGAGCCUCUUGGCUGGGCUUGAUAUGAACAUAUGGGUCAGAUUUACAGGAACCUUUGAGGCAGUGGUGACAGGAGCGUCUGGGCGGCCAUAACAAGAAACCUCUGAGCUGUCGUAGCAGGAGCCUCUGUGCGGCUGUGACAGAAACCUCUACAGUGGCCUUCAUAGGAACCUCUGGGCCGGCCAUGAUAAAAAGCUUUUUACAGGCAGCUUUUACAGGAAACCUCAAGGGAAGCCAUGACAGGGAGUUUUGUGCAGCCAUAGCAAGAAUCUCUGGGCGGCCAUCAUAAGAACGUCAGCCUCUCAGGAACCUUUGAGGCAGUCGUGACGAGCGUCUGGGCAGCCAUAGCAAGAACCUCUUGUGGCUGCAUCUGGGCAGUUGUGACAGAUACAGCUGUAUAGCUUUUACAGGAACCUCAAGGGCAGCCAUAGCAAGAACCUCUUCGUGGCUGCAUCUGGGCAGUUGUGACAGAUACAGCUUUACAGCUUUUCCAGGAACCUCAAGGGCAGCCAUGAGAAGGAGCUCUGGGCAGCCAUAGCAGGAACCUCUGUGCACCUGUGGCAGAAACCUCUGGGCAGCUGUGAUGGAAGCUUUUAGGGCAGCAAUGACAGGGAGCUCUGGGCGGCCAUGGUAGGGAUCUCUUUGGCAUUUUGGGAAUGUCAAUGAGUGGCCUCAUUGUGGAGAGAUGGGCAAAUGGUGCAGUCCCAUUCAGUGGCAACCAGUCAAACUGUAUACAGUAUGUACACAUCCCUAGACAAGCAAUAUUGCUAGUCACAAAUAUUGCUGUCUCAGUCCAAGGUGCCAGACUCAACCCGGGCUUGCCAGCCUCACCAGGCACAAAGGCUGAAGGAAUGAAGAGGCCACACAUGUCAACCCGCCAGACGCAAAGCUGACAUAAAGAGAAAAGAGGGGGCAGCCGUGACAGGGAGCUUUUUUCCUCUGUUUCGCCACAACUUAUGCAGUGACCUGAAAUAAGAACAGAAAUAAGGUUUAUUGUUUAAAUACAUUUCACUUAAUGCCACAAUUAAACAAGGUUUUAUAUAUAAUUUUACAUUUAAUACCAUAUAUAAGCAAGUUUAAACAACAUAAAACAAAUUGUACAAAAAUGGAGGCAACCUUCUAAAAGAAAAGAAUUUGACAUUUUAGAACUUAAGAAAGCAGAUGUCAUAAGGUAUACACAUACAAUUUGUCAUCUGUGCAGUGUAUAUGGAUUGAUAAUAUGACAUAAAAUCAUUAGAAAGCUAUGGUGGCCAGGAAGUGCACAACACAGCUAAAUGAGCAAAGCAAAUAAAAGCUGAUAACACAAUGGAAAUAAGCCACAACACAGUGGAAAAGCCAGGGCACAACGGAAUUAAACCACAACACAGCAAAAUAUUUUUAGGCUGUUUGUACAUGAUCUGAUAACCAAACUAAACUAAGCGCUAUUAUUUUAGUUGGACUUGUGAUAGAAAUCAAGCAUUUUCAGUGCUUUUUAAUUACCACUGAAGCAUGCCAAGUCUUAACUAUCCACUUUUCCCGUUGAAUUCAAAGCGGAGCUGGACACUGGCAUUGACACUCUGACGCGAAUCAUGAACGCAGCUUCGAGAUUGCUGUAGGAAAGUGGAUAGUCACAAUCUACUGGCAGAUUCGUGUUGUGGAGGAUGAGAGUGGAAGAGAUUUAAUGCCUAUUGCAGUGGAUACUAAACCUAUGGGGACUAAAUCCAUCUUUACACAGCAAAGGAGGCACAGAAGCUGCAUCUGAAGUGACAAUUAGGUGUAUUUUCACAGAGCAGGAAUAAGUGCAUUUACACAGCAGUUGAAAAUGCAUCAAUAAUGUUAUGAGAUGAAUAUUAAAAAUGUAAAAUGAUGAAUAUAGAAAUAUGAAAUGAAUAAAUACUCCAAUGGGGACUAGUUCUUUCAAUAAGUCAACCUCCCAAUAAGAUUUUGGGAAAUGUUUAAUGUUACUUGAAUUGGUGAUAUUUAAUGCAUUUCUAUCUUUAUAUUGUGAAAGGCUUUGUUUUGAAAAUUUUAAUAAAGCAUUAUAUUGUUACAUUUUGUUUUGUUUUCUUUCCUAAGAUGGAAAUGGUGUCAAAUUUCAGCUUUUUUAAAAUCUGCGAUUAAUUGCAAUUAACUACAAAAAAUAUGUGAUUAAUCGCAAUUAAAAAUUACAUCGAAUGACAGCCCUAGUAAAUAUUAUCUUCAAAAUUGUUUUUAGUUGAUCUUAGGCUCAAUACCUUAAACCAGUCAUGGCGAAGUAUCUUCUUGAGACCCAUCCGCCGUUUUGGCUCACUCUGCAGGAGAGCCUGAAUAAAUUGGCUGCAUUCUGUGCAAAGAGAUGAGAGGGACUGAUUAUUAUCAUAAACACCUGCUAUCUUUAAUCUUGUUUUUCUAAGCUGUAAAAUUUCUGCAUCAUCCAUAUGACCGUCUUUUAUGCAGAUUUUACUUUUCCUGUUUGCUUUCUUUGUUCUGUUUAACAAUUACAGUUGGUUUUCUUUGGUGUUAUGAAGAUCUCACCUC